Molecule: messenger RNA, 642 nt
Organism: Rotaria socialis
Lineage: Eukaryota; Metazoa; Rotifera; Eurotatoria; Philodinida; Philodinidae
Source: the annotation of a GenBank genome assembly
AUGGGCUCAAAGCAUUCAGCAUUAUUGAAAUAUGUUCUCGAGAAGAGUCAACCUGGCAACGUUCAAAGUGUGAUCAAUACAAUCGAUGAGUUCGCUUGGAACAAAAGAUGGCUAAUGAAUAUUGGUGACAAAAAGGGAAAGAUACUCGAUGAUGCAGUUCGAUCAAGAAGUCCGAACACAAUUCUUGAACUUGGUACAUUUCUUGGUUAUAGCUCGUUGAGAAUAGCUGCGCAAAUGCCCGAAAAGGCUCUAUUCGUCACAGUUGAAUCAAAUCCAGAAUCAGCUACUAUUGCCCGUCGUAUUCAUGAACAUGCUGGGGUUAGUAAUCGAAUUCAUAUUGUUGUCGAGCCGACUGAUCAAGCUAUUCCUCAACUGAAAAAGUUGUUCAACGUCGAUUCUUUCGAUUUCAUCUUUAUCGAUCAUACCAAAAAUGCUUAUCUACGUGAUUUCAGACUACUGGAACAAGAAAGCUUGAUAAAGUCUGGUACAGUGAUUGUUGCUGAUAAUGUGGUGAUACCGGGUGCACCUGAUUAUCUUAAAUAUGUUCGAAACUCAUCGAACUACACUACUGAAUUGCACAAAACAAAGCUUGAAUAUUCAAAUUAUAUACCUGAUGGUGUUGAAGUUUCGAUGCGACUAUGA